AAAAUGUCCGUCCGUGUUAUCAUUUAUGCCUAUCGCAAACCCGGCCUCGACCUUCAAACCUUCAAGGACCGCUACGAAGCCCACAUCCAACUGGUCAAGCGUCUGUCCGGUGAUGACUUUCCUCUAUCGCACAAGCGCAUGUACAUCGCGCGCACCACUAUCGAGAAACCUCAAGCGGGAGAAAACAAUAAUAAUAACUUAACCCGCAAUGCCCUCACGCCCGCCACCGUCCUCGUCGGGCAGCAAACUGAUUUUGAUUUCGAUGCUUAUGCUGAACUCACAUUUGCGGACCAGGCUGCCUUCCAAACAUUCUCGGCUAAAGUGAUGGCGCCCGAAGCGGCGGCGCAGAUUGCGGCGGAUGAGGAAGGGUUCUUGGAUCGGAGCAAGUUGGGGAUUGCGCUUUUGGGGGAUGUGAUGGAGACCACCAACUGA
Aspergillus costaricaensis CBS 115574 is the source of this 432-nucleotide messenger RNA. RefSeq names its product EthD domain-containing protein. Gene Ontology annotation, molecular function: oxidoreductase activity. The transcript has a single exon. The record is from RefSeq and is a predicted model, not a curated record. NCBI's taxonomy places the organism in Eukaryota, Fungi, Ascomycota, Eurotiomycetes, Eurotiales, Aspergillaceae. Bases 4 to 432 code for a protein of 142 amino acids.